ACAAACUCUCGUCCUGCAUUUAUACUCAAUGGCACCCAAAGGAGGGAACGCAAAAAAGGAGGCGGGCAGAGCGAAUAAAGCUGAGAACAAAACCAAGAAAAACGCAGCUGCCGAGGCUGAGAAGGAGGAGCACAAGGAGGCAGAUAAAUGGCAGGAUGGAGCCAAGGUGAACAAGGCUAAGGAGGAGAAGGAAGAGAAGCGGCGUGCGGAGCUGGCCCGCAAGGCAGAAAUUGCACGCCUGCUGGCGGAGGAGGAGGCCUCCGCGCCGUCCAAGGUGAAGAGCGCGCCAAAGGCAGGCGCGAAGAAGGUCGCUGCGAAGCCUGUCAAGCCUGCAGGGCCCGGCGCCAUCGCUGCUGGGGGCGGUCUCGGGGCGAUCUCGACAUCAGAGAAGGACAAGGGCGGAAAGCCAGAGGAGCCGGAGGCAUUUGCAGCUACUGGUCUUGACAACGCACUUGACCUGCUGGAGGUGGUGACUGCGAAGAUGGAUAAGGCGAGCGUUGGCACGCAGGCUGCUGGAAUCGAGAGACAUCCAGAGCGACGAUACAAGGCGGCUUUUGAGGUCUACAAGGAACGUGAAUUGCCCAACGUGCGAGCUGAGCACCCUGGCUUACGGUUGAAGCAAUACCAGGAGCUCCUGCACAAGCAAUUCCAGAAGUCUGCGGAUAACCCCUUCAAUCAAGUCACAAUCGCAUACGACGCCACGAAAGAAGACAAGGUGGAUGCGCUCAAGAAGAAGAAUGCUGUGGUGGAGGAGAGGCUUCGCGAACGAUCAUAAACCUCCUCAAAGAGUUCUACCUCGGUCAUUGCAAUUGCAGGCAAAUCCAGGGACGAGAUGGCCGGUCGGGCCGGCAGUACUAGCAACGUACAGGAUAUGACAGUUGGGACUCGGAGAAUGCUCGAGUGUAUUAGCCAAGGGAGGCGGUGGCGCGGCGCCGUGCGUAUCCGCGGUAAUGCUCCUUGCGUUUCGUGCAAUUGGUGCGUGAUGCUUGACAGGAUAUGGCAGGUUGGUGUAGGAUAGCAUGGAGGAGUGUAUAUCACGUUGAAUGUAUCCAACAAAAUCGUCCGCAAAUAACGCAGACGACAGGCCCGUUGGCGUGAAGCCGGAGUUUCGGUGCAUCGGGGCCAACUGUCGAGUGCUGUGCCACCAGCUCGGAUACACGGUCUACUGCUUAUCUCAUCGCAUCGCACUGUAUCGAAUAUAUGAAUCAGCAUUGCUGGAUGCUCUGUUGUUCAGGC
Messenger RNA from Laetiporus sulphureus 93-53, 1236 nucleotides. RefSeq names its product DUF1014-domain-containing protein. The coding region runs from base 29 to 775 and encodes 248 amino acids. Gene Ontology annotation, molecular function: transcription coactivator activity. Gene Ontology annotation, cellular component: nucleus. Gene Ontology annotation, biological process: transcription by RNA polymerase II. NCBI's taxonomy places the organism in Eukaryota, Fungi, Basidiomycota, Agaricomycetes, Polyporales, Laetiporaceae. The record is from RefSeq and is a predicted model, not a curated record. The transcript has 6 exons.